Messenger RNA from Penicillium taxi, 714 nucleotides. RefSeq lists its product as uncharacterized. The transcript has 3 exons. Lineage: Eukaryota; Fungi; Ascomycota; Eurotiomycetes; Eurotiales; Aspergillaceae. The record is from RefSeq and is a predicted model, not a curated record. Bases 1 to 714 code for a protein of 237 amino acids.
AUGGCUGAGCUGGUCGGCGCAAUAGCAAGCGGCAUAACCCUGGUCACUGCCGUAGUCCAAGUGGGACAGUCCAUUCUAACGUUGAAAGAAUGGUUAGAUGAAGUUCACAACGCACCUGAAGAUUUACGGAGUCUUGUGAGGGAACUUGAGCUAUUCAGCCUGGUACUGGGUGAUAUCGAGGCCGAUUUACAGCAGCAGUCUCUUGUCUCAGCUCUGACCCACAGCAAGCACGCAGAACAGAGUUAUCGGUUUUGUAGAGAGGCGGCAGACCACUUAGAUGGGGUAUGCCAAGAGCUUUUGAAAGAGCUGAGACCAAGCGGAAAUGCUAAUAGAAAAGAUUCCCUCAGCUCAGAGCCAUCAGUCUCCACACUUCGAAAAGAAGAGUCAAUCCAAACACGAAAAAGUCGUUAUUUAUGGCGUCUCAGCCUCCCGUCCUGGAUCAGCUCCCAGAUAUUUGAAUUAGCUGGCACACAAACAGGGGAUGGCUGGAAAUGGCAGUUCAGGAGUUACAAUGAGAUUCAGGAGGACUCAAAAGUAGUGCAAUAUGCGGAAACUGGGGAUCUCAAAGGCUUGCAAGAAUUGUUUGCCUCAAGGCAGGCUUCGCCUUUUGAUCGUGUCAGUACAACAGGCUACAGUCUGCUAUUUAGCAAGGGACAGACCCGUGCCUUCAAGGCCAAGGAAAAGUUGAGUUUAACACAGCCCUUCGGCAUCUAG